Molecule: messenger RNA, 531 nt
Organism: Saprolegnia parasitica CBS 223.65
Lineage: Eukaryota; Oomycota; Saprolegniomycetes; Saprolegniales; Saprolegniaceae
Exons: 2
Coding region: 1-531 (176 amino acids)
Biological process (GO): transmembrane transport
Cellular component (GO): membrane
Molecular function (GO): ABC-type transporter activity; ATP binding
Source: RefSeq, a predicted model, not a curated record
AUGCCCGCGACGCUCGUCGGCAUCUUUGCGCUGCUUCGCACUGAGCUCGGUGUGUGGCCCGCACUCGCUGGCAGUGUCGCGAUGUUUAGCAUGCUCUACCUCGGGUACGCGUCGGCGACAUCGGUCGGUCAUGUCCGCGCACAGCUCCUUUCGACGCAAGCGCAGCGUCUCAAGCUCACAAGCAAGGCGGUGGCUGGCGCCCGCGCGCUCAAACUUAACAGCUGGGAGCGCCAUCUCGAGGACGCGAUCACAUGCACGCGCGCCUUGGAGCUGACGUACUUGCAGACCUACCAGAAUCGCCGCAUUCUCAACAUGGUCGUGCUCGCCGUCGCGCCUGUCUUGUCGCUCGCACUCUCUCUUGGCGUCUACGUGGCGCAGGGCUACACGCUGUAUGCGACGCAAGCAUUCGUGGCACUUGCCUAUAUCAACAACGCGCGCCACCCGUGCACGGUGUUUGCCAAUGCCGUCGUCUCGUCGCCGAGGCCAAGUGCCACCACCGACAACGUCAACGCCACCGGCUUGUACGGUUGA